UGCUCGUGACAGGACGAUUCUGAAAAUAUAAGCGGCAAAACGCACGGUGGUGUAUUUAGUAGAACAAAAAAAAAAAAAUUGAGCAAAUAGUGGGAGUGUGAGGUGUAUUGGCAAAAGCUGAUUUGAAAGCAUUUUUCACCUUAUAAAUUUGGGAAAAUAUCAAAAUCUAAGCAAUUAUUGCUAGUGAGUGCAAGAAAUAUUUAUGCAAAAGUUGGAAAAUGUGUUUUUGAAGCUUGAAAAUUUGCAUUUGAAAGUUCGGGAGCAACGCAAGCCAAGGCGAGAAAAUUUUUGCUUAUAGCCAAUUUGCCAUUUUUUGUGUGUGUACCUAGUAUACGGCUGAAAGAAAACUUCAGUUCAGUUUAACGCGAGCGCAUGUGUAUGUGUGUGCAUGUGGAAGCAUAUAAAGAUGUAUGUGUGCAGUGUAUAUGUAUCAGGAUUAGUGCACUGAAGUUAUAGAAGAAAAGAAAUUUAUAUUUGAAGCCAAAGCAAUCCAAAGGCAGUUCUAACAAAAUCUCUUUUGCAGCAGAAAUAUUUUGCUGGAUUAAAAAAGUGUUAAGUGAGUAGUUAAAAAGAAAACAAAGUUAUAGCAGUGCAAGAAGUAAAACAAAAACACAUUUCAACCAGACAAACGUGCAACGGAAAAGUGAUUUUCGAUAUACUACACGCAACACUCCCAGUGGAUUAAAACUUGAAAAUCAAUAAUUCGGAUUAGCCGCCUGAGUGGGGAUAUAAAACUGAAAAGAGAUUUGUGACAAAAAUGUGUUGAUGCAAAACAAAUAAAUUAAGAAAAGUGCUUUGUCUACGCGAAAUUUAAGCCUGCAAAGAGUGCAGUCAACAGUGAAAAAUUUCGUGCAGAAAACUUCGACGAAAACUUCGAAGCAGUGCAAAAAAGUUGCGUACGCGUGCCAAAAUGGCGGCGCGUUGCUUACCCGUGCCACAGCGGGGGCAUCCGCUUUACUGCAGUGAAACGCGCGAUUCCGUUACGGUUCCUCGAAUAAACACGCGUCUUUCGUCAAUUCGUUCGUAUAAUAUCGCGUCGCAUUUCUUCCCUACGUCGCGUUCGUUAUCACGCGAUUAUGUACUUGCCAUCGCCAUCUGCAUGUUGCUCACGUAUAUCCGCGUUACGCAAGCGCAUAUGGCCACCCCAACUGUGUCCAACGACGACGGUCGUAUGCCUGCAACGGUUGGCAUUUCGGCGGCUAAUGCUGCGCGUAUGUUGGCUGGUAGUGGUGGCUCGGCCAGCAGCGAAUACUCGCUUGUGUUGCCACAUGAUACUUAUCCGGGUUUUAGCAUUAAGAAAUUCAAAACAGUGCCCCUGAACAAAUCGACCUCGUCGUUGAAGGCAACAACUUCUUCCUCAGCAUCAUCAGCGCCUGUGGGUGCUUAUCAUAUGCUCGCCGGUGAUUACUCGAAAUAUUUUACAGUGCUCGAUGAUGGCGUCGUUAUGACCACUUCCGACAUCUCACCACUAGUCAAUCGUCCGGUGAAUCUGGUUGUGGUCGAGGAGACGCCCAACGCCACCAACACGCACAAUUUGCAGCUUUUUGUGAUGCAUCGCAGCGAUAUGCUGCGCUUUCCGGGCACUAUGCUGGAUGCAAGCGGUGAGGUGCGUGAGAAUCGGCCCGCAGGCACACGUGUACGCGGCAUACCACUGAUGCAAGCCUUGAGCGGCACUGCGGCGCCAGACGCUAAUGCUGGUGCAUCGAAAAAGGUGCGUUACACUAUCAUCGAUGGUAAUGACGAUCAAGCGUUUGCCUUGCAGACACGUAAAUCGGAUAAAGGUAGUGAAAUAAGCGUGGACACGAUUUUGGUAGAUAACGAUGGCGAGACUGGUGUGUGGUUGGUCACCAAUCGGCCACUGGAUCGUGAAACAAAGGCGCACUAUGAUCUCUCCGUACAAGCCGCAGAUAUUGAUGGGCUCGAUAAGACCGUCUCGAAGAUACAAGUGACUGUGCUGGAUGAAAAUGAUAAUCGCCCUAUAUUCAAGUCGACUGAUUACAAAUUCGCCAUUGCCGGCCAGAAGUCCACUAGCUUGGAAGGUAACUCGUCCACGACCUGGAAACGCUUCAGCAUUUUGGGUAAAGUUGAAGCCACCGAUGCUGAUGGCGACAAGAUUGCCUAUCGUCUAAAUGCGCCAAGCAACAUUGUCAUCAUUGUGCCACAAACUGGUGAAAUUAUGUUAGCCGAUCAACCACAAACUUCCGAAUUGCUGAUCGAAGUGGAAGCGCACGAUUUACGCUACCCCAGUUUGAUAAGCAAGCAACCGGCCAAAGUUUUGCUUGAGUUUUUAGCACCCGAACCGGUCUCUUUUAUUAUGCAACACUUGGAGCACGAUGCGGUCAAUGAGCAUUCGCAUCAUCGCGAAAAGCGUCGGGUAACGCGCGCGGUACGCCCGACCAAACGUAUCGAGUUUACCGAGGCAGAUGGCGAUACCGAAGGUAAAUCCGUCUUCCAGCUGGAGAAGGAGACCGAUAAGGAAACCUUUAAAAUACGUGACGACAAUCCAUGGGUAACGGUCGAAACGAAUGGCGCGGUGCGUGUGAAAAAGAAGUGGGACUAUGAAGAAUUGGGACCGGAGAAAACAAUCGAUUUUUGGGUGAUCAUCACAAAUAUUGGACAACACGUAAAAGAUAAUAAAAACAAUCAUGAAAAGCGUCAUGAAGAGCGCCAUGAAAAUCAUCAUUAA
Molecule: messenger RNA, 2686 nt
Organism: Anastrepha ludens (Mexican fruit fly)
Lineage: Eukaryota; Metazoa; Arthropoda; Insecta; Diptera; Tephritidae
Product: neural-cadherin-like
Exons: 3
Coding region: 911-2686 (591 amino acids)
Biological process (GO): homophilic cell-cell adhesion
Cellular component (GO): plasma membrane; catenin complex
Molecular function (GO): calcium ion binding; cadherin binding
Source: RefSeq, a predicted model, not a curated record